UCUCUCUCUCUCUCUCUCUCCACUGGUACACUGCUUGGCUUGCAUUUUUUUAAUAAUGUUAUAAAACUUUUAUAUUUCACAGGACAAUAAUGAUGUUAUAUCUUUCUAUUUCAGGAAACAGAUGUUAUAAUUUUUAUAUUACAGGAAUCAAAUGGUGUUACAACUUUAAUAUAUUACAGGAAGCUAAACUAAUGAUGUUACAACUUUUAUAUUACAGGAAACUAAUGAUGUUAUAACAGGGCCUAUUUUAAGGUUUUAUUGACGAAGCACGGUUUCCGGAGAUGGAAGUUUUUUGAUUGGGUUUCCCCACUUUGGUUUCCGACAAAAUUUCCAAAACGUGACUCACGAUUUUCCACACAGACUUUGUAGCUCAAUUUAGCUUCUUCCAUCACCGUUAUUAGCUCUAAUUUGUUGGAAUAAACCUUCUGAAAUCGUGACCAAUUAGUUGUGACCAAAACAAAGGCUCACCAGAAGUGAAAUAAAUAACUUCCUGAAUUAUCACCAGGCUUACACUUUUAAAACAAAACAAGCGGUUGGCAUACUCGAUACGCCGAGAUUCUGUAAGAUAUGGAUAGGGAACAGGGAAAAUCGAUAGGGCUCAACCUCUCAUUGUCCCAAUGCUACACAUCGAAUAUGAAACUUUAGCCUAUAUCGCAUUCACAAGGUUUUUGGCAAAGUUUGGUAACUCGAUGGGGUCGCUUCCACAAGGUUUUCCAGGGGGAUUAACUCCGGAACAGAAGGUCGCGGAAUGCUGAUUAUCGGUAUGAUUCUUGCUCCCGUGUUCUCAAUUCAUCACAAUAUAAAUCUCACAAACUUUGUUACACUCUGUGUAUGUAAGGACAUAAUCCAAGCAGAUGCACCAAAAUCGAAUUCAACCAAGAUCUUUUGAUCCCCAAGAUCUAAAACGGUCAAAUAUUGAGGCCUAAAUUAAAAUUUUCAUACUAUUGACAUUUGUAUUUAUAGCUGCGUAUCGGUAUUAUUGGCAGUCCAAAGAAACGCCCAAAAGCAGACGAACCUUUACUGUAACAUGCAGCUGACUACUUCCGUCAACAACAGCUUUAUUUUACAUACAAUCCACGAAAUUGAAUUGAAACCAAACGCAGUGAUUGAUGAUCACAAUGAUUGUUAAUGACACACUUGCUAAAUUUCCUCAUGCAAUCUUUUCAGAUUCACAAGGAUACAUAACAUACCAUGAUACCAUCUUUUCAAAGCAUGGAUUUUAGAUUCUCCAAGCACAGAUUUUUCAUUUCGAGGCACGUCCGUGUCUGUAGGCACGUUAAAAUAGGCCCUGUGUUAUAACUUUUAUAUAUCACAGGAAGCUAAACUAAUGAUGUUUUAAAUAUAUUACAGGAAUCAAAUGAUAUUAUAACUUUUAUACAUUACAGGAAGCUAAACUAAGGAGGUUAUAACUUUUAUAUUACAGGAAUCAAAUGAUGUUAAAACUUUUCAUCAAUGUGUUGUAUGUGAUGAGAUUUUUCAACAAUACAGUGACCUAGAAGUCCAUAAUAAAAUACAUGUUAAAGAAGAGAAAACCGAUGAUAGUGACAACCAUAAUACAAUACCAGCACAUGUCUACGGUGGUAAAACUGAUGAUAUGGAUGAAAACUGUCCAAUACAUUUUGAAAAAUUGCAAACUGAAGGAGAAAAAUAUUGCGAAAUACUUGUGAAAGAAGAGAAAUUGGGUGGCGAAGUAACUUAUUAUGAAUGUAAAUUGUGCGGCGAAAUAUUUCACGAUCACAGGGGUUUAGAAGAACAUUGUAAAAUACAUGUUAAAGAAGAAUCUGAACCAAGUUCGUCACAUCAAUGUAAAAUUUGUAACAUUAGUUUUACACAGUACUGUGAUCUCGAGGCACAUCAUGGGUGUCACGUCAAAAAUGAUACAAAUCAAUCUAAUGACAUUCACGUAGGAAUACAGCAACAGAAAAAUAAAGGGUUUUUGUGCAACUUUUGUGCUCACUCAUGUAAAUCAAAAGGUCAUCUGAAUAUUCAUUUGCGAAUUCAUACAGGGGAAAAACCCUUUAAGUGUAAUCUUUGUAGUAAGGCUUUCAUUGAAAAGAGUAAACUGAAUAUUCACAUAAGGACUCAUACCGGGGAAAAGCCCUAUAAAUGUGGUGUUUGCAAUAAAUCAUUUAAUUACAAACAUAGUCUACAGAUACACAUAACAACCCAUACAGGGGAAAAACCCGCCCACUGUGACGUUUGUAAUAAAUCAUUUCCUUCUCUCGGUUAUCUUAGGAAGCACAAACGAAUACAUACUGGUGAAAAACCUUAUAAGUGUAAUGUAUGUGGAAUGACCUUUAAUGAUGGUAGUAACCUCCAGAAACACGCAAAAACUCAUUCGGGUGUGAAGCCCUUUAAAUGUGAUGUUUGUGGUAAAUCAUUUAUUCAGAAUAGUACGCUACGAAUACACAUACGAACCCACACGGGCGAGAAGCCUUAUAAAUGUUGUUUUUGUGAUAUGUCGUUUAAGGAUUCUAGUAAUCUAACCAAACAUACUAGGACACAUUCUCGUGACUCUAACCAGGAGGUCUCCUCGGGUUCGCUUCCGAUGUUAGCCAAGAAAGUUCCUCAGGAUCAACAAGAUGCUGUUCCUUGAUCACUGACAAGGACAAACCAAAGUGGAAAGUACCAAGGAACUUUCUCAAUGUUGUUCCUUGCCAGGCACUCUGUCCUUGAUCACUGACAAGGGCAAACCAAGCUGGAAAGUAAGGGGAAACUUUCUCGGCCAUACCAGGAUUGAACCUGGGACCUUCUGGUUUGUGAGCUAGCACCUUAUUCACUGAGCCAUCAUGACUUUUAUAUUACGAUGAUGUCACAUGCAAAGGAGACAUCUAUAUCUACAUGUACUUGUUGUAUAUCUACCCUGAGAAUAUAAAUCUAAUCGUUGUAUAUCGGAAUAUAAAUCUAAUUGUUGUAUAUCCACCCUGAGAAUAUAAAUCGAAUUGUUGUAUAUCUACCCUGAGAAUAUAAAUCGAAUUGUUGUAUAUCAGAAUAUAAAUCUAAUCAUUGUAUAUCCAUCCUGAGAAUAUAAAUCUAAUUGUUGUAUAUCAGAAUAUAAAUCUAAUUGUUGUAUAUCAGAAUAUAAAUCUAAUCGUUCUAAUCGGAAUAUAAAUCUAAUUGUUGUGUAUGAUCUCUGGAAUAUAAAUCAAAUUGUUGUGUAUGAUCUCUGGAAUAUAAAUCUAAUUGUUGUAUAUCUACAUGUACCUAGUUCGAGCAGAAGAGUAGGUCUUUAAACCUGUUUCAUUUGUAUAUCUACCCUGAGAAUAUAUAUCUAAUUGCUGUAUAUCUACCCUGGGAAUAUAAGUGUAAUCACUGUAUGUUUACCUUGGGAAUAUAAAUCUAAUCAUUGUAUAUGAUCUCUGGAAUAUAAAUCUAAUUAUUGUAAAUCUUCUAGGGAAUAUAAAUCGAAUUGUUGUGUAGCUUUCCUGGGGAAUAUUAAUCUAAUUGUUGUAUAUGAUCCCUGGGAAUAUAAAUCUAAUUGUUCUAAUAUAGGCUACGUGUAUUGAAUUCAGCUGUUUUUUUUAUAUCAUUUGUAUGUUUGUGGUUUGUGCUUUAUUGUGCAGGUUUCCUGAAUUGUGUUUACAUCAGGAAUACUCUCGAUUGACAAAGAGACACAGACAAUUCUUUUAAAUGUGAUUUAUUUAUUACAUUGUGUAGUCAGACAACUAGUACUGUCAAUUUUUUAGUCAGAUAUCUAGUCCUGUCAAAUGUCAUAAUGAAAUUGUUUAGUCAUUUAUCUAGUCCCGUCAACUGUGAUCGUAAUGAAAUUUUUUUUAGUCAGAUAUUUAGUUCUGUCAACUGUUAUUAUAAUGGAAU
Patella vulgata (common limpet) is the source of this 3816-nucleotide messenger RNA. RefSeq names its product oocyte zinc finger protein XlCOF19-like. NCBI's taxonomy places the organism in Eukaryota, Metazoa, Mollusca, Gastropoda, Patellidae. The transcript has a single exon. Gene Ontology annotation, biological process: regulation of DNA-templated transcription. The record is from RefSeq and is a predicted model, not a curated record. Bases 1595 to 2596 code for a protein of 333 amino acids. Gene Ontology annotation, molecular function: DNA-binding transcription factor activity, RNA polymerase II-specific; RNA polymerase II cis-regulatory region sequence-specific DNA binding.